GGUGGGGGCAUAGCGGGCCUUACGCUCGCAGUCGCCCUAGGUCGUUUCGAGCAGGCGAGGUCGCCCAUACAAGUGGACCUGUACGAGUCGGGCCCGGAGAUUACCACCGUCGGCGCUGGGAUUUCUGUCUGGCCGCGGACGUGGGCCGUCAUGCGCGCACUGGGCCUGUAUGACCAGCUUGCAAGCCAGGCCGUGAAGGCAGCCGACGGUAAAGACGACGAUAUCAAGCCUGGGUUUGUGUUCCGCAAGUCGGACUGGCCUCGUGAGGGGUACGAGUUCGGUAGAGUCAUGGUACCUAGCGGUUCGACUACCAUGCACCGUGCAGAGAUGGUGGACGUUCUAGUCCGAAACAUCCCAGCGAGCUGUGCGGUCCACACAUCGAAACGGCUCGUGAAGUACACGGACUCCGGGACUUCUUACACAUUGCAUUUCGCCGACGGGACGAAGGCGACCGCGGACGUUAUCGUUGGGGCGGAUGGGAUCAAGUCGAAGACCCGCGCGGCGAUGUACGAUUAUGCGCACCAGAGGGAGUGCGCAAAGAAGGGGAUAGUAAAGAAGGAGGAGUGUGAGCGAUGCAAGAAGGCGGUGCCAAAGUGGACGGGGACAAUUGCGUAUCGAUACUUGAUUCCCUCGGAGAGCCUGCGAGAGAUCGAGCCCAAGCAUCAUGCGCUGGAGUGCGUGUUGAUUAUGCUUGCGUGCAUGAAUAUCCAGCAUAUCAUCACCUACCCUAUCUCGCACGGCAAAUAUCUGAACUUCGUGGGUUUCGUCACUAUUCCCGACGGGGAGGGCACAGUAUACCCGCAUAAGUGGGUCAGAGAUGCGAAGAAAGAAGAUAUCUUGUCCGCUUACCCAGGUUGGGAGCCGGAGGUCGACCAGAUGCUCUCGUGUGUCGAGAAGCCGACUAUAUGGGCUAUCCAUGUCAUGGAAGAUCUCCCCUUCUCUGUGUAUGGCAAGGUAGCAAUUAUAGGAGAUGCGGUCCAUGCCAUGACUACACACUUUGGCGCGGGAGGAGGUCAAGCUAUCGAGGACGCAUAUAUUCUUGGCCGUUGGCUCGCCGAUCCACAAACUACCCUAUCCCGCGUCCCGGAUGUCUUGCGCAUUUACCAAGACGUCCGGCUCCCGUUCGCCCGCAAGGUCGUGCGUGACGCGGGAAAGGCAGGGCUGAUGUACGAGUUCAACUACCCUGGGCUCUACGACGGGUCUCCCAUUUCAGCCUCUUCGGAAGAACAGGAGGUUGAUUUGUUGAAGAAACCUCUUGACGAGCUGGGCGAAGCGAUCCGAGACCUAUGGCGGUGGCAGUGGGAAGAGAAGGUUGACUCGCAGUGGGAUGUGGCCGAGGCGCGGUAUCUGGAAGUCUUGAAGGGCGGGCGCGCUGAGAAGGUUAAGGAGAAGGGCGAAGGGAAGACGUGUGUGAUUAUGUGA
Dichomitus squalens LYAD-421 SS1 is the source of this 1422-nucleotide messenger RNA. RefSeq names its product FAD/NAD(P)-binding domain-containing protein. Gene Ontology annotation, molecular function: FAD binding. The annotation marks the transcript as partial. The record is from RefSeq and is a predicted model, not a curated record. NCBI's taxonomy places the organism in Eukaryota, Fungi, Basidiomycota, Agaricomycetes, Polyporales, Polyporaceae. Gene Ontology annotation, biological process: secondary metabolite biosynthetic process. The transcript has 7 exons.